AUGGCUUCGGACUCGAGACUCCGGGACCUCCAGGGUUCCAGGCUCUUUUUAUCUCACAGGUAUGGAUGGUGCGAGGUGGAUGACAAGCUGCCGUGUGCCUCUGCUAACACUCCGCGCUGGGAUUACUGCGUAGGCCAAGGCCCGCAAGACGAUCCCGAGGUGCCGCUCGAAAGUGAGAUGGGAGCGGUUCUGCUGCGUUACGGUCUCUUCGUGGUUGCUGGUCUGCUCAGCUUGGCUGCACUGCUGUUCUUGCGGCAUUAUCUCCCCGUUCGGCCCGGGCCCGUCCGCCCAGAGCGGCCCGAAGCAGAGCCCUUGCCUGACCAGACCUGUGAGCUUCCAGCAAUCGUGCCCACACCGCCAAGAAGUUCAACAACCUGA
This is a messenger RNA of Symbiodinium sp. CCMP2456, 378 nucleotides long. The record is from the annotation of a GenBank genome assembly. Lineage: Eukaryota; Dinophyceae; Suessiales; Symbiodiniaceae.